Messenger RNA from Scleropages formosus (Asian bonytongue), 1914 nucleotides. RefSeq names its product lactate dehydrogenase A4 (gene ldha). The transcript is spliced from 8 exons. Bases 80 to 1087 code for a protein of 335 amino acids. NCBI's taxonomy places the organism in Eukaryota, Metazoa, Chordata, Actinopteri, Osteoglossiformes, Osteoglossidae. Gene Ontology annotation, molecular function: L-lactate dehydrogenase (NAD+) activity. The record is from RefSeq and is a predicted model, not a curated record. Gene Ontology annotation, biological process: pyruvate metabolic process; lactate metabolic process. Gene Ontology annotation, cellular component: cytoplasm.
GAGGAGCGCGGAGAGGGUUGGACGCGCAGCAGAAAUACCGGCUUUUCCCCCAUUGAACUUCGCGAGAAAUUAACAGCUGAUGAAGAUGGCGAGCACACAGGAGAAGCUCAUGGAACACGUGAUGGAGGAGGAGCCCACUGGGUCCCGUAACAAAGUGACUGUGGUCGGUGUGGGCAUGGUGGGCAUGGCCUGCACUAUCAGCAUUCUGAUGAAGGAACUGGCCGAUGAGAUUGCUCUGGUUGAUGUGAUGGAGGACAAGCUGAAGGGUGAAACCAUGGACUUGCAGCACGGAAGCCUCUUCCUGCGCACCCCCAAGAUCGUGUGCGACAAAGACUACAGUGUGACAGCUAACUCCAAGGUGGUGGUGGUGACAGCCGGUGCUCGGCAGCAGGAGGGAGAGAGCCGACUCAACUUGGUCCAGCGCAACGUCAACAUCUUCAAGUUCAUCAUCCCCAACAUCGUCAAGUACAGCCCCAACUGCAUUCUCCUCAUUGUGUCCAACCCAGUGGACAUCCUGACCUAUGUGGCUUGGAAGCUGAGUGGCUUCCCCAGGAACCGUAUCAUCGGCAGCGGCACCAACCUGGACUCUGCCCGCUUCCGCCACUUGAUGGGCGAGCGCCUCAAGAUCCAUCCAUCCAGCUGCCACGGCUGGGUCAUCGGCGAACAUGGCGACUCUAGUGUGCCCGUGUGGAGUGGGGUGAACGUAGCUGGAGUGAACCUCCAGACCCUCAAUCCGGAGAUGGGAUCUGAUAGUGACAAGGAGGACUGGAAGAGUGUGCACAAGAUGGUGGUGGACAGUGCCUACGAGGUCAUUAAACUGAAAGGCUACACCUCCUGGGCGAUCGGGCUGUCUGUAGCUGACCUGGUAGAGACCAUGAUGAAGAACCUGUGCAAGGUGCACCCAGUGUCCACCCUGGUCCAGGGCAUGCAUGGCGUGAAGGAUGAAGUGUUCCUCAGCCUGCCAUGUGUGCUGGGUAACUGUGGCCUCACCAAUGUGGUGCACAUGACCCUGCAGCCAGCAGAGGAGAAGCAGCUGGUGAAGAGUGCAGAGACCCUCUGGGGUGUCCAAAAGGAGCUGACCUUGUAAAGAGGUCAGAAGCCCCCAAAUGCCCCCAUCCCAUCCCAUCCCCUAGCCCCAUGAGAGGAUGCACAGUGAAAAGCCAUGGCUUUAAUGGUGUCUCCACUUACCCAAACCUUGAACCGACACCACACGCCAUAUAACAUCCAGUAGACCUUAAUCCACAGCACUGGGUGGAACAGGAUGUGUUCUGUAGAUCUCAAGGCCCUUGUAAAGUGAAUUGUGUGUGUGUGUGUGUGUAUACCUCUGUCUUUGCGACACUCCUUGUAGAAAAUUAAUAUUUAAACACGAGACUAAGGCGACUCUGGAAGCUGCAUCAUUCCUGUUGUCUUUCUGGGUUUCAGUUCAGUCAUUCCAAAACUCAAUAGGACCUCAAUUACAGUAUGUUAAGACAUUGUCAGUGGAUGUAAAUCUAAGCCUUUACUUUUGUACAGGAAGCUAACAAGGUGUGCUGUAAGUGUUUCACUGCCUUUCAGAAGAGCUGUUACACAAGAUCAUUUUCUGAAAGUAUUACUCAAUGGCAUAGUGUGUAUAGUCAGGACCAGGUGCAAUAGUACAGUGAUUUAAACUCACUUGGGUUGCUCUACCAUUCAAAUGUCAAGUGGGGGUUCCAGCACUCCCCAGGUUGUGUAGGGUGAUUACCUGUACCAUGGUAAUGAUACCUUGGCUGUUAGCAGUUCUGUCCAUCACUUGUGGUGAAGGACAGUACACCAGCAAAUGGCUGUGCGGUGGACACUUCUGUUUUCAGGGGUACAAGUAAAGGAACUAUAGGUUGUGUUCAGGCAGCUUUGUGUUCUUGUUUGCUCUGUCACCACAAUAAACUUCCAGGUUAAUCA